Messenger RNA from Blastomyces gilchristii SLH14081, 2495 nucleotides. Its product is annotated as translin-associated factor TraX. Gene Ontology annotation, cellular component: cytoplasm; nucleus. The record is from RefSeq and is a predicted model, not a curated record. The transcript is spliced from 2 exons. The coding region runs from base 179 to 1027 and encodes 282 amino acids. Gene Ontology annotation, molecular function: sequence-specific DNA binding; RNA binding; RNA endonuclease activity. NCBI's taxonomy places the organism in Eukaryota, Fungi, Ascomycota, Eurotiomycetes, Onygenales, Ajellomycetaceae.
GCAGCCGUACUUUCUCUUUAAUGAUGUGCCAUGUGAUCUGACUUGGUAGGUCAAAACGCUUGGGCCGGCCAAUACAGCACAGGGGUGAGCCUGCUGAGAUAAGCGGCCGCUACAUCCUCGCGACGGUUUGUAGGUUAGAUAUCAACUCUACUAUCCAACCCGCACAAGAAUAGCCCAUAUGACUGGGACCAAACGCUCUUGGGUAGGCGACCUAGCCCAAGAUCCAAAAUCAGACAUGACACCCCACGACAGCAGCAUAGAUGGAGACACAUCCACCAUUCGGUCAAUUUUCAACACUUUCCGCGGCGAUCUAGACGAGCACCAUGACCGCCGAGAACGUGUGAUUAAAGCUUCAAGAGACAUUACGGCUCUGAGUAAAAAGAUUAUAUUCUCCUUGCAUCGAGUUCGCGCUCUGAAUAAACCCCUCCCCAAAAACAUCACGGAGGACAACCAAGAACGGCUAGCGCAAAUAACUGCCCUCUUCAACUCCGUCGUACCCGACUUGGCUGGAAUCAACGAGCACCGAUACCAAUGGCAAAUCAGCCCCGGUAUCCAGGAAUACAUCGAAGCUGCCACAUUCCAACACUAUGUAGAGACCCAGCGACUCAUGUCCCUUGAUGACGUGACCGAGUCAUUACCUCCAGGCAUCCUCGUGACGGAGGCGGACUACAUCCUAGGCUUAUUCGAUUUGACGGGAGAAAUGAUGCGCUUUGCCAUCACAACAAUGGCGGCUGAUUCCGUCAAAACCAUGUCCGUCGAUGGUGCUGCGCCUACUGGCUCUAACGAGAAGGACACUAGUCGUGGUAGCAUCCUGCUAGACCUACGGCAACUUCGUGCCAUGUUUGAAUCAAUAAAUGUACCGCGGGGACAUAGCUUGAACCGGGACUUCGGAAAAAAGCUAGAGGUGAUGCAGAGGUGCGUGGAGAAGGUGGAGCGGGCCGCCUAUGGUUUGCUUGUACGGGGAAGCGAGCGACCUGGGGGAUGGAUUCCGGAUUUGACCGGCCCCCCUCAGGUAGAGAGCUAUUGAAUCUGUAUUCUGUCUUAACUAAUUAAUAUCACGUUUCCUCUGGUCUACGGGUGUAUGAUGAGCAUCUGUUUUGAUAACUGGGCGAGGAGUCAAGGUUUACGAAAAACAAAUAAAAUUUUCGCGUGUUUUAUGACGCAAUAGGCCAUAAAAGUGUGAGUUUUUUAAUGCGGGAUAACUACCGCGAUGAGGCUUGGUGGGUAUGCUGUGACUAUAAGACACUUGAUAGUGCCACAUGCCUUGUUGGGUACAAGGUUCCGUACCUUGAUAAGUACCAUCCAUUGCGAAGCGCCAGUAUUUACCAGAGGAAAUAAUAAAAAUUCACUUUGCUAAAUACAAUAUCAUGCUUCAUUUAAUCAUUGACGGACGGGUCCACUACGAACCCACGACUGGAUAUCAAUCCCAUUGGGUGGGUUUAGUCAUCCUAAAGGCGCAAUGUGUAUCAAGGCCAGAAAAUCGCAUCAUAAUAGAACAUGACCGGGUAAAAUAUUUUCGGAUCAUCCGACCGUACAAUUCUGAAGCCGAUCUGUGAUGAUUGAAAAAGAGAAGAUAUAGUCCCAUCCCAUGAGCAAAGCAAACAGAGGCGCACAGAAUUAGAAAAUAAAGAACUCCAUGAAUCUCGUCAACCCAUCAUCGAUUCGCUGGGUACGGGCAUACAUAGCAUCUAGCAUAACCGUUGAGCAUCCCCCUAUUGAGCUGGGUGGGUAGGGUCUUCAUUCUCAUCAAGGAUCCCGAGAUGAAUGAGCUCCUCAGGCUUGGGGCGGCUCUGGAUCUUAUGUUCCAGAUGAUCAGCCAGCAUAUGCUUCUCUAGCUCACGCGCAUUGGCCUGGAGAGCCGGAGCAGCGGUGGAAGGUGGGAUGAUGUUUCCUAAUAUUGGAUUGGGUGUUAGGCUGCUACGCAUUACUGGGGAAGCCGAUGUCGGAUAGUUAUGAAUUCAUACUCUCCACAAGGUCUUCGCGAUCGGGCCUUUUCUCCAGAUGCUUCUUGAGGCUAUCUGCAGCCUUCUGACGGGCUAACUCCUGUUGUGCUGCCUGCAGGGACCUGGCCGCAAAGGGGUGGUGUUAGCGAGUUUGGGACCUUUCAAAUUUGGGGAUAGGAAUGACCGAGAGGGCAAACAUACGGAGCAAGAUUGGUAUCGAGGAGGAUAUGUCUCUCUUUCAAAUCUUGCGGCUCGGGACGGUGUUGGAGAUACUUCUCUAGCGAGUUGCGCCGCUCGACGGGCGAAAUGGGGGAAGUGUCAACGUUUGAGGACUCAGCCAUGGGUGGUUAGCUGAAUAGAUACUAGGUAGCGAGGGAUGAAGGAGGGAUGUUGUUAGUUGUUAAUACUGGGUAUAUGAUUGAGACUGAAGUAACUAGAGAGCUAAGAUCAAGUUCAUAGUACACAGAAUGUGUGCAGAGAAAAGUGUCAGAGUCUGUUAAUUUGUAUAGGAGUCACUGAGAGGAGUAGUACUCUGUGAUACCUGGCUCUUUU